GUUGUUGCCGCCAUAGGUGGAGGUUGCAUGGGAGCGUGUUCGGAUUAAAGCUGUGAUCAUCAGCGGCUCCCACCGGCCGCGCCGGUCAGCGUGACGCACAGGAAAGUGGAGGCGCACCGCGGCUGGAGUCACAUUGGAUAAGAGCCAGUGACAGCGGAGGGAUCACCAAGUUGAGAUGCUGUGAGAGCUUUGUGGUGUGUGUGUGUGUGUGUCUGAGAGACAGAGGAGGAGGAAGAGGAGGAGGAGGAUGCUCCUGUCUCGCAGUUGUUUUUUCUGUGUGAUAACUUUGGACUGAAAACAACGCCAAGGAGCGCGCUCGUGUGUCUGGGAUGUAUUUCUUUGGACUGCAAUCAGAGAAAAAAGGUCAAGUGGACGCAGUUUGAGGCUGUGGAGAGAUUUGUGCGCGAGGAGAGGCGCGGAACAAAGCGUGCGCCAGGCUGAAUCCCCAACACAAAUCUGGGUAAACAAAUAUGACGGCCGAUUUUGACGUUGUCUCGCGUCUGCUGAUGAUCCAAGACAUCGCUGGUAGAAUUACAAACCUCGGGUGAAUUCUGGAGUGUGAUUAAGAGAUUUUUAAUUUCGGGGGGACCUAAUCCAGGUGGCGCAUCUAUCUCCCCGGCUGCGCGUAAUGGGAGAAAAGUUUCGGACCUUGCAGAGGAGACGCACUCGCAGCAUCCCGCCGACGACGCGCUUCUGAAUAUCAUGUGAAUCCCGCUCUUCAGUCCGCCUCAGACCAAGUUUGAAAGUGAAUCUCAGCCUUUCAGCAUGACUUGAAACAGCAGUGGGGUUACCGGAACUCGCAUGAAGCCAGUUAACGAUCCAUGAACCGCCGAACCGAUUUGUCCAAAGACGCGCAGACGGACAUUAAUGAUCUAACGAGGAUUUCUGCAGCAGCAGCAGCAGCAGCAGCAGUACUGAGAGCCUGAUCCCAGUGAGAGUAAGAGAGAGAGAGAGAGAGAUCCCCCCUGGAUGUCUAUGAUGUUGUGCCAGCUCGGGCAGAGGUGUGUGAUGGAGGUGGUGGUGCUGACCAUCCUGUCCUGGGUGUCCGUGUGGGCAGAGGAGAAGAUCAUAUUUGACAGACACGCUGUCUACUGGAACAGCUCCAACCCCAAGUUCUGGCACGGAGAGUACAGGGUGGCAGUGAACAUUAACGACUAUCUGGACAUCUACUGUCCUUACUACGAGGGUCCUCCGUCCCACGGGCGCAUGGAGCGCUACAUCCUGUUUAUGGUCAAUCACGAGGGCUACACUUCCUGCCAGCACAGGAUGCGUGGCUUCAAGCGCUGGGAGUGCAACCGUCCCAGUGGUCCCGAUGGACCCCUGCGCUUCUCAGAGAAGUUCCAGCUCUUCACUCCUUUCUCCCUGGGCUUUGAGUUCAGGCCUGGACACGAGUACUACUACAUCUCGUCUCCUCACCCAAACCAUGUGGGGCGAGCAUGUCUAAAGCUGAAGGUGUAUGUCAGACCUCCAGAUGGGUCGGGAUACGAUUCUCCGGAGCCCUUCCUGACUGAUGGAGGUCCAAGCUGGAGGCCAGGGUCCGUGGCCCUGUUAGCUGUUCUGGCCUCACUGCUCCUGGGACUCUUCUCCUGGGUGUGACCCCUCUCCCCCUCCUCCUGGAGCUCCCACCCAGGGUCGCUGGGCUGGGCUGGCUGUCCCUCUAAAUCCACCACCCCUCAGGGAAGCCCUCUGUCUCCGUCCCCUCCCCCUCCCCCCUCUCUCUCCCACCUCCACCUCUAUACAGCCACCAACCACCCCCACUGCCAGCCCCCUCCAUGGCCCAGCCACGGACACCCUUCCCAGGCCGGGCUGAGAGGGUUGUGGUUAGCUGUUUGGCAAGCUGCGCUUCAUCUCUGAUCCCUGAAUUCUGGGUGGAACAGCACCUCUCAGCUGAAAAACACAAGGGAAAUGUCUCUGCACUCAUAUCAGGGGGUCCUUUUGAUUUGUCUAUUGACUCUCGGCCACUGAUGGGGUAGAUGUAGCCGCGGCUAUGAUUAAACUUGUCGUUCCAGUGCAAUUCCUAUCAUCCAAUCACGGGAGGAUGCAUUAAGCGAUAGGCCUGGAUGCACAAAAAUUGGAUUUUUUCUCACAUUGCUAUCCCAUCGUCAAACCAAGAAUUGGAAGUGGCCAAGCUUGCAUUGUAAUUGGAAUUCUAUACUACCUGGACCGGCUCCAACUGCAGCGAGAAUCAGAGCGAGCGCAUAGAGAUGGGGAGGAAGGAAAGUGACCCGGCCUGUGCAGAAAAAGAAAAGGGAAAACAAUGCAGGCGCGGAUUUAAAUAAAUGCGGCCAUAUGGGAGAUGAAAUGUUAUAUGUGUUGAUAUUUUCAGAGCCAGUGUAGAUUCACAGCAAUGUGAGUUUGAUUUUUUGAUAUUAGAAGCUAAGAUAUCACGUUAUAAUGACAAGUAUAAUCAUAGCCUGUUUGAGUGGGAGGGUGGGGUGUGUGUAGGGGGGUGUUCUGGGUAGGUUUGGCGAGGUGUAUAUUUUCAGGUGGGAUGUGUUCUGUCUUAUUCAUGUUUCUAAACAAAGCAUUUAUCACAGCCUGGCCAGCACAGGCGUCUUCAGCACUGUCUAAUGUCGAGUGGGUCGGGUGACUUUUGGAACCAUGACUUUCUCAUGUAUGAAUGUACCACUAGUCACCCACCUCUUUGUCUUUCUGUAUUAUUACGACUGUGGUCACUUACAGUACCUUCUCUCGGACUGGCAGGAUGAACGGGUCGGGGGUUCGGAGGGAUGUGUUUUACAGGGGAGGGGUGCGGGCGGGCAGGAGGAAAGUGAAGUAAGGAUGAACGGAGGACAGGUGACAAAAAAGGAGGCGACACUCAAGUUGCAUGACCACUGUGAAACCUUCAGAUCAAUCUCGUUUGUAAUGAUGAUAUAUUUUUUCAUGGGGAAAAUCAGAAACACCCUGCUACCGCUCUCUUGCUCUCCCUGAGACUUUUUCAGACAUCAAAAGGAAAAUUCAGCCUCUCUCCUCACACGGUUUUCUCCUGUCUGGCUUUCGGUCGUUGAUGGAUUAGCUCGGGCCGGGAGAUAAAUGGACCCACAGGGUGAAACUGACUGGAAAUCGGCCCUCGGAGCCCAGGCCAGAUCACAAUGGACGUAAAUACUGACUGAAGCUGGUCCUGGGUGUGAGGGUUAAACCAAUAAGGGAAGCGCAUAGACUGUGGCAAGUGAGGCGAGGUGUGUGUGUGGUAGCAUCACAAGAACACACAUGCGCAUGCACAUACACACAUACACACAUAUACACACACACACACAGAGUCUUUGAUAAUGGGACGGUUCCUCUGAGAUUUUUGGGAGCAUUCAUGGACAUGACUAUAAAGGGAACAGCACAAGGAGAGAGGGAGCAGAGGAGGAGGGAGAGAAAGUUUGUGUGUAUCAUGGGACUGAGACUUCUUUAAUGUUGGGAAGCGAACAUAAUGAGCAAGCACUGUGAACACACACAGACAUACAUGCAUUUCGACCAGUGUACAGAUACACACACACUCACACGUACAGACAUAUGUAGAAAAAGCACAUGCAGACCUAGACAUUGACAAAGACAUGGCAUGCACAUACACACAUGUACAAAAACACACACACACACACACACACACACAAGGAAACACAAACAAGGGGAAGCACUUCCUUCCCUGUUUCAUCUUAUUUUUGUAGCAUUUAAAAUCACUGUUAAUUACUCCUGUGUGGGAUGCAGUGAUGGGGUAUAGCCUGUGGAAGAUUAAAAAAAUGUGUUUUCUCUUCUUCUAUUCCACUGAUGCUGUCCUUCUAUCGUUCUUCUUCUCUGGUUUGUGAUCCAUGGUUGGUAGUGGUAGGAUGCCUCCAGGUCUGAGCGUCAUGUAUGAGUUUGUCUCCUUUUCUGUUUGUGGUGUUUUUGUGGAAGCUGACCUCAGUCAUUAAGAAGUCAGUCAGUCAAAAGUAAACA
Epinephelus fuscoguttatus (brown-marbled grouper) is the source of this 3921-nucleotide messenger RNA. RefSeq names its product ephrin-A2a (gene efna2a). The coding region runs from base 970 to 1596 and encodes 208 amino acids. Gene Ontology annotation, molecular function: ephrin receptor binding. The record is from RefSeq and is a predicted model, not a curated record. Gene Ontology annotation, biological process: axon guidance; ephrin receptor signaling pathway; osteoclast differentiation. The transcript has 4 exons. Gene Ontology annotation, cellular component: plasma membrane. Lineage: Eukaryota; Metazoa; Chordata; Actinopteri; Perciformes; Serranidae.